AUUACACACGCCGACAUGAUCUGAUCCUGCAGCUCCUCGCUAAAUAAUACAGACUGCUGUGCGUUAAGAGAGAAGCUUAAAGCUGCGGUGAUCAGUCCGGAGCCGAGCUUUAUACAGGAACCAGCAGGGCCGCGCCGAGCUGAGCUGAUCCGAGUCUCUACUGGUAUACUGCAACCGAAACACCUCGUACAGCCAUGAACCCGCAGCAUCUCUCUUUAUUUUCUUUAUUACACUGAUUUAUUUACAACUCUCAGAGAUUUUGGUACACACACACACACACACACACACACAUCUUCUGUCUGUGUGAGGAGCUGCAAUAUUCUACCUGACCGAGCGUCUCUUCAGUGAGCAUGACAGACUCCCAACGUUAACCUCACUGCUACUGUUUAUAAUAAUUCGGUAUUGUAAUUGUAGAUUAAUUACACAACUUUUUGAGCUAUCAAUCGGUAAAACUAAUAUCAAGUCAUGGCUCCAAAGAAAAGACCGCUUCCACUGAAUAUCAACCCUAUAGGAGAAGGACAAGCGGCCAGCAACUCUGAUGCUGCUUCUGAAGCUAACCUGGAAGCCUUGCAGAAGAAGCUAGGGGAGCUGGACCUGGAUGAGCAGCAGAGGAAGCGUCUUGAGGCUUUUCUCACCCAGAAAGCCCAAGUUGGUGAGCUGAAAGAUGAUGACUUUGAGCCUAUCUGUGAACUGGGAGCAGGGAAUGGUGGGGUGGUCCACAAAGUGCGCCACAAACCAUCGAGACUGGUCAUGGCCAGAAAGCUCAUUCAUUUGGAAAUCAAACCGGCCAUCAGAAACCAGAUUAUUCGUGAGCUGCAAGUGCUGCAUGAGUGUAAUUCUCCAUACAUUGUGGGUUUUUAUGGGGCUUUCUACAGCGAUGGAGAGAUUAGUAUUUGCAUGGAGCACAUGGAUGGAGGUUCGCUGGAUCAGGUAUUAAAAGAAGCUAGAAGAAUUCCAGAGGAAAUCUUAGGGAAAGUUAGUAUUGCGGUACUUCGGGGACUUGCUUAUCUAAGGGAAAAGCACCAAAUCAUGCACAGAGACGUGAAGCCCUCCAACAUCCUGGUGAACUCGCGCGGUGAAAUCAAGCUGUGCGACUUUGGUGUGAGCGGCCAGCUCAUCGACUCCAUGGCCAACUCCUUCGUGGGAACACGCUCAUACAUGUCGCCGGAGAGGCUACAGGGCACUCACUACACUGUUCAGUCGGACGUGUGGAGCAUGGGCCUGUCACUAGUAGAGCUGGCCAUCGGCCGCUACCCCAUCCCCCCGCCUGACGCCAAGGAGCUGGAAGCCAUCUUUGGUCGGCCUGUGCUGGAUGGAGCAGGGAUGGAGGGACACAGCAUGUCCCCGAGACCCAGACCUCCAGGACGUCCCAUUAGUGGAAUGGACAGCAGGCCGGCCAUGGCCAUAUUUGAGCUACUGGACUACAUUGUCAAUGAGCCCCCACCCAAGCUGCCUCAUGGUGUGUUUACCUCAGACUUUCAAGACUUUGCGACAAAAUGCCUCAUCAAGAACCCUGCUGACAGAGCGGACCUGAAGAUGUUGAUGGGCCACACUUUUAUUAAGCGUGCGGAGGUGGAGGAGGUGGAUUUUGCAGGAUGGCUGUGCAGAACCAUGGGCCUAAACCAGCCCAGCACUCCCACUCGCACAUCUGAAUGACUUAGUCAAACAACCUACUCACUUCACCCCAAUCACUUUCUCUACCUUUGCUCUUCCACUGCUUUGUCGCUUCUGUUUUCUCUUUUCAAUUGCUCUUAAAAGUCAUGUCAGGUCACUUAAUAUCUCCCAGCUUCUAUAUGCUUACUCUCUGACUUCUGCAGGGCUUUGUGCAGGUACUGGCUUAGAAAAGGUCAGUCAUUGGUACUCUCCAUUUCAAUGGAUUUAGCUUCAAACCUUUCAUAUUUUGCUUUGGUUGGACAUCUGGUAUGGCAUUAGAGCAUAGGAGUGUAUUUGGGAUAUCCUCUUUUACUAUAAUUUUUGAUUGUAAUGUGCACCGCGUAAGUCCAGCAGUUCGAACCAGUUCUGUUCCUAAAGAUCCAUUUCUGUUCCGGUCGAGUUUGGGUGUAAUUGUUUUAAACCAAAGAAAACUACCAUAACUCCAUUAGGCUCUAUUUACUCUAAGCUUGUAUGCAGACAUACAGUUUGGUUUAUGCUUUAGCAAGCUUAGGAUAAGAUAAGGAUUUUAGCUGUCCAUCAAACAGUGUGGCACAGCAGAUAAUGUCAAUGUCAUUUAGUACCGGGUCCCUGAGGCCUGUUUAGACUCUAACGUCAGAGUGGAUUUUUCCUACAAGCUUCAGUUUUCUUUCAGUUUCUCUAAUAAGAAUACCUGCUGCCUUUGCACCCACUUUUUUUCAUGUGGUCCCGGACAAGAAACACUCCUGCUGCAAUGGCUUGAAUAGAAUAGGGCCUUUGUGUCUUCACGGGGCCCUUAUACUGUAUAUUUUUGUAGUAAAUGGUAGUAGUUAUAAACAUACUAAGAAGCAGAACAUAUAGUCAACAAGAUUAAAUAACUUCAUUACAUAAAACAUACUGAACAUAAAACAUCACUAAUAUAGACAAACGGUUUACACAGCUUCUUUAGGAACUGCAGCACAUACUUGUGGUAAACAGCAAAAUGUGCCUUCAAAUAGUCCACAAUUUAAAAGCCUUUGCCUGACUAAUUAUGAUGAUGAUGCAAUGUGAUUAUAUUAGUAAAGUAAAGCCACAUAAUUAUGUAAUUAUUUGAGGUAAUUGCAGUUACUUUAAAUUAUUAUAAUCAGCUCAAAUAACUGAUACUAUACUGAAAUAAUAUUUUUAAACAGUAUAGGCAUCACUUACUGUUGACUGUUUAGUCCUGCAUUCUGCAAUUUGAUACACUCUAUAACUGCUUGUAAAAGUCUCAAGGUAUCCAUAGAGCAAACCCAAAGCACUGCGCACACAUGGUUGUGUUUUUUUUCCGGCCAGUCGGUGCCAGGGUGAGUUUAGACUUUUUUGUAUCAGGGUGGCACUCCCAAACUGCUCUGGUUCUGCCCAUUUGACAACUUUGAAAGCAUGUUUGUAGGGAAGCAUAAACCAGGCCUAACUGCAGAGCUAAAGACACUGCAAAGCCAGGAUGUUGUAUUAACAUAUCAAACAAUGGCUUUAUUACACACCAAAUUUAUUAAACCGUUUAGGCAAGUUAAAGCUGCAGUAUGUACGUUUUAGGCGUUUAGGAAUUUGAAGACCUUCCUGGCUGAGGUGUUUUUUUUUUUUUUUAAGCACCUAGUGUUGGAUUGUUUUCAACAUCAACUGCGUGGCGCAGAUUAAUCUGAUGGUUGCGAGGUGGCAAGUCAGUGCACAUUCGUGUAAUACUCAAGUAGCGCCUAAGGUUGAGACAUCAGUCUGUGAUGACCAAUGUUUGAGUCCAAAUCUCUGCCAAACCCGACCCAACAGAUCUAACUAUGUUCUAAUAUCUUAGGCUUUUCAGGGCAACUCGGCACCCUUUGUUAAUAAUAAUAAACAUUAAAUGUGUAUUUAGUUUCCAGCAUUGGUUGCUUUUAAGCUGUUGAUUUACAAGCAAAUUGAAUUUCCUUUAAACAGGAAAACAGUGUUGUUUUAUUAAAAUAUCCUUAAAUCAAUCAGGAAUCAGUUUAGUUUUAUUGCAUAAAAGUAUUGUUUGCUUAGCUUAAAGAAGAUGCUUGCUGUUUUGGUGAUAAUUCUUACUCGUUGACAGAGAAUUACAUUCUACAGAACACAUUACAUUUCUGAAAUGCCUUUUAAUAUGCCUUUAAUCUUUGGCUUUGCCUGAUGCAUAAGUUCCAUCUCCUUCUGAAACUGCAGUUCACGCCUAUGCUGUAAUCGGUUUCAAUUUUUAAUUUCUAUUUUUUUCCUGCUGCUUUAAUGUAAGCUUUCCUCCCUAACUAUGGAUUAAGAAAUCUUACAUUUUUGUGUGUGAGAUAAACUAAUAAUGCACUCCACAUUACUGCUGACAAUCCCCAGACCUUUGUGUUGGAAUGCAUACAAAUUGCACAUACUAAGCCAGCUCUGUUUAAAAUGAACAAAGGACCUGCAUAGUACACGUCGUACAGUUUAUUAAAUGUAAGAUAUGUAUUAUGCAAGCACAUGUACUAGUACAGAUGAAUCGAAUGCAGUUAGUGGAUGACUGAUGUGGAAGGGAGUGUAGGUGCCCCACAUCAGUUAUCUUUGUCUCACUGGCUGGUAAGUGCAUUUGGCUGCCUAUUUUUUUGCAGUUUCUAUUCAACUACUUGCUAAAAACAAUUUUAAGGUGGCACAAAUCAUGUUCAGCUGGGUUAGGGCUGUGCUUUUAAUGCUUUUUCAGACAUUCAGCUUGGUGUUGGACCUGUUUUGUUUUCACACUGGCAUUCAUCUCCAACUGAAUAAAUGCAUAGCUGCACUUAUGUGUAUAAAAGUAUAUGUACAGUACGAAUGUUACUGUUUCACAGUCUUAAAAGAUAGCCUUCUUUGGUUGUUUUUUUUUCCUUCUACUUUCAUUUAAAUGGUGUAGAGACAAUGGGAAGAGUCAUUUUAUCAUAUAAAAUGUGUUAAAUAUGGUUCUAAUACAAAAAUAAAACUUUUGUGAAUGAAUGUU
Molecule: messenger RNA, 4564 nt
Organism: Trichomycterus rosablanca
Lineage: Eukaryota; Metazoa; Chordata; Actinopteri; Siluriformes; Trichomycteridae
Gene: map2k2a
Product: mitogen-activated protein kinase kinase 2a
Exons: 11
Coding region: 466-1656 (396 amino acids)
Biological process (GO): protein phosphorylation
Molecular function (GO): protein kinase activity; ATP binding
Source: RefSeq, a predicted model, not a curated record